CAAAGAUGUGUACAAAUCUUUACAAAAUAUUAGAAAGUGUGUUGACCUUGUUGUGGAUGAAACCCACUGUGUUUUAGAUUGGGGCAAUGACUUCCGUCCAGUAUUCAAGGAAAUUAAACUGUUAAGGGCAGUACUUCCAGAUGCAAAGGUGUUAGUUCUAUCUGCAACAGUGUCUGUGAAUGGUCUCUGUGACAUUUUAAAAGCUCUGGGAAUGAACAACCCAGAAAUAGUGAAAACAUCACCAGCAAGAGAUAACAUAUCGCUAAUUGUCCACGCAAGGACAGGUAGGAAGGAAUCAGCUCACACAUCAUAUGAAUUUAUCUUCCAGAACAUUUUCAGUGAGCUAAGGAUAAAAAAGGAAGAAUACCCUGUCACAUUGAUUACUGUGUGGGAAUCAAUUGGGUUGGGUAUGGAUAUGAGGUAACACAGCGUAUACUGGGAGAGGAGAUGUAUGUUGGUAGUCGUAGCUCAGAACAUGCCAGAGUAGUCAUGUUCCAUUCUUCAGUCAGUAGAUACGAAGAGACUAAAUCAGUCAUAUACAACAUCUCCAAAAAUCCUGAAGAAUCCCCACUGAGAGUUGUUCUAUCCACUGUUGCAUUGGGCAUGAGGGCUGACCUAAGACACGUAAAAACAGCUAUUCAUGCAGGUCCACCACAAAACAUUGAAGCAUACAUUCAGCAAAUAGGCAGGGCAGGCAUAAGUGGGAUACAAGCUGAAGCUGUUCUGUACUUCAACAACUCAGACUUAGGUCACCCUUCCAUUAAGAAAACAAUGAAAGAGUAUUGUAGAAAUUCAGAAUGCAGAAGGAAAAGUCUUAAUAUGUACUUUGGAUGUGACAAUGAAAACUGUGCUCUUUCACAAUGCUGUGAUGCCUGUCACCUUGACUUAAAGUUGCAGUGGACAUUUGAUGCAAUUCUAAGCAGCAUGCAGAAAGCUGUUUUACGCGAUAAAUUAGUACAGCUUUUAUCUGACAUGAAUUGUGUGCUUGAGCCUUUCAUUGUAGAGAGAAUUAUUUUCGAUGCACAUUUAUACAAUAGCCCAUCUUUACUUGUAUCAGAGUUUGGAUUACAAGAAGUAUUUUCAGUCAGAAUAACCAGUAUGUUGACCUCAUUUUUGUAAAAUUGUAAAAAAAAAAAAAAAUUAAA
Ostrea edulis (European flat oyster) is the source of this 1145-nucleotide messenger RNA. RefSeq lists its product as uncharacterized. Gene Ontology annotation, cellular component: nucleoplasm; chromosome; cytoplasm. The transcript is spliced from 4 exons. Bases 448 to 1119 code for a protein of 223 amino acids. Lineage: Eukaryota; Metazoa; Mollusca; Bivalvia; Ostreida; Ostreidae. The record is from RefSeq and is a predicted model, not a curated record. Gene Ontology annotation, biological process: telomere maintenance; double-strand break repair via homologous recombination. Gene Ontology annotation, molecular function: 3'-5' DNA helicase activity; four-way junction helicase activity.